AUGAGGGUAGACUCGGAAUUCUCCUCCUCAAUCCUCAAUUCAAAAAAUUUCAAGAACCAAAGAGCUGCUCGUUUGUACCAAAAAUCAACCAAAAUCCCCCAAAAUUCGGAUGAAAAGAUCGAGGUGGGCGGCUGUUGCAGAGAAAGCUGUGGGAGUUGUUGGAUAUUGACGUGUGAGGUAGAAGAAAAAUGCACACUGCUGCUGUUUGGUUCACGUGAGCUGCUGGAUUCGCGUGGAAGAAAGAGAUGCAGCGCGUACAGGGCUUGCUGGACUCGGGAAGAAGAACGAGAGUACAGGGGUGCUGGGUCGGUUUGGUAUGCUGUUGCUGAUCUUUACAAUGGGCAGGUGAAGGUGAUUUGUAGAGAAUCUAAUGGUCUCUACUUCCUUCCUGCUCCAAAACACAUAAAAGAGUCUCCUACUUACAUUCAGUCACACAAUGCUCAAGAUAACACUACCACAACAACUUCUGCUGUUCUGUUGUGGCAUCAGAGGCUGGGACACACCUCGUCAAAGUGUUUUGGUGUGUCAGUUAAGUCCAUUAGAACAGACAAUGAUACAAAAAAUUUUAAUACUGAAUGCCAUCGCUUAUGUAUUUCACUGGGCAUAGUACAUCAAAGAACUUGUAUUCAUACUCCUCAGCAAAAUGGGAUUGCUAAGAGGAAGCACAAACAUAUUCUUGAAGUUGCCAGGGCCAUCAAAUUUCAAAGGCACAUUCCUCUUAGAUUUUGGGGUCACUGCAUCUUAACUGCACCUUAUAUUAUUAACAGGUUGCCUACUCCAGUUUUAAAUGGGAAAUCACCACAUGAAGUGCUACAUAAGUGCAAACCGUCACUACAACAUCUGAGAGUGAUUGGAUGCCUAUGCUUUGCCAAAAAUAUGUAUAUUAGUGAUAAGUUCCAGUCAAGAAGUGUUGUUGCAAUUCAUAUGGGGUACAGUGAACAAACUAAGGGAUAUAUGCUCUAUGACAUGAAAGACAAACAUUUCUUUCUCAGUAGAGAUGUUGUAUUCAAAGAAACUAUAUUUCCUUUUUCACUUCUUCCUUCAACUGCCUGGAAACUAUUUCCUACCACCAAUAGUCCUGCUGAAGCUGUUCUAGAUAGUGUAACAGAACCUGAAAUUCCUGAAGUCUCUCCUACUCACACAGCUCCCACUCAGCCUGCUACACCAAGGAGGUCUCAAAGAACAAGUAGUUCUCCUCCGUGA
Molecule: messenger RNA, 1203 nt
Organism: Solanum verrucosum
Lineage: Eukaryota; Viridiplantae; Streptophyta; Magnoliopsida; Solanales; Solanaceae
Exons: 4
Coding region: 1-1203 (400 amino acids)
Biological process (GO): DNA integration
Molecular function (GO): nucleic acid binding
Source: RefSeq, a predicted model, not a curated record